AUUUGCUCUAUCUAGUAGUACUACUUUCUUUUCGUAUGCUCUGAAUUCCAUAACCCAUGAAUUAAUUGUCGAGUUAAAUGAACUUCUGAAACUUCCUCCAUAAUUAAUUUUUCAAAUCCAAUAUAUCUGACAACCACAUGCAUAUUCUAACACUUGUUCAGAGAUGAAAAGAGGAAUCCUUGAAGUACUUCUCGUUCAUGCUCAAGGAAUUACACGAACAAAUCUUGUUGGAACUCCAGCCUAUUAUGUGAUCACACAAUGUGGAAAUAAAGUACAUAAAAGCAAAGUCUCAUCAGGUAUAGAUGAAGCGACAAGGUGGAAUGAGAAAUUCAGGUUUGAAUUUCCAUUAUUAGAUUGGAAACACUUAACCCAUCUGAAAUUGAGAAUCAUGGAUAAGGAAUUCUUCGCAGACGGUGGAUUUGUUGGCGAAACCAUAAUUUACCUUGGAGGAAUAAUAGCUGAGGGAAUCGAUAAAGGGCAUUUGGAAGUAGAACCAGCUCCAUACAAUGUUGUGCUUGAAGAUGACUCCUACAGAGGAGAAAUCAAAAUUGGACUCAAGUUCAUCACCAAUAAAGAAGCGGAUACAGAGACAAGGGCGUGUGUUAGACCAGUGGAUGUACCUAAGAAAUCGUUCUUCAAAUCCAUUAUCAAUCUCUUUAAAUCCUCAUGGUUGAGGCUCUGUCGUGGUAGUUAGUGUUCUCAAUUUAUGUCCAAAGGACAAAUAAUCAAACCCUAAUAUUAAUAUACAACUUCUUAUUUUU
Messenger RNA from Jatropha curcas, 761 nucleotides. RefSeq names its product Calcium-dependent lipid-binding (CaLB domain) family protein. Lineage: Eukaryota; Viridiplantae; Streptophyta; Magnoliopsida; Malpighiales; Euphorbiaceae. The record is from RefSeq and is a predicted model, not a curated record.